This is a messenger RNA of Cryptotermes secundus, 1504 nucleotides long. RefSeq names its product high mobility group protein 20A. Gene Ontology annotation, biological process: regulation of gene expression. The record is from RefSeq and is a predicted model, not a curated record. Gene Ontology annotation, cellular component: nucleus. NCBI's taxonomy places the organism in Eukaryota, Metazoa, Arthropoda, Insecta, Blattodea, Kalotermitidae.
AAAUAUAGGUGUAGGUACAAUGGAUCAGUUAGUCUCAGUGUUACCAGGAGAAAAAGCAGAACCUCAGCAGCAGCCAGGAGAGCUAGCAAAGACUUCUGCUAGCAAUGCACACCAACAAAGUGUACCAGUAUCUGAUACACAGUCCCCUGCAGCCAGCAGCCCACAAGUGAGACCAAAAGCAACAGGUAGCUCUGAUGAGAAGGCACCAGACUCUUCAGAUAAUGGUAACAAAACUCGUAGUGGUUGGCCCAAAGGAAAAAAGCGCAAGAAAGCUCAGCGAGACCAGACAGCUCCUAGACAGCCACUUACAGGUUAUGUGAGAUUCUUGAACGAUCGAAGGGAGAAAGUUCGUUCAGAAAAUCCAAACCUCCCUUUCCCAGAAAUAACGAAACUUCUAGCUGUUGAAUGGAGCCAGUUACCAGCUAGUCAGAAACAGCACUAUUUAGAUGCAGCAGAGCAAGAUCGUGAACGAUAUAUGCGCGAACUACAAGCUUAUAAACAAACAGAAGCAUACAAAAUCUUCACCCAGAAACAGUCUGAAAAGAAACAGCGUGAAGAUAAACCAGUGGAAGCAACUGUUCAGCCAGAAGAGGAUACAGAAAAAGAGGCUGAUUAUCCAGGGUUUGAUAUUCCCAUUUUUACUGAAGAAUUUCUUGAUCACAAUAAAGCUCGUGAAGCAGAGCUGCGCCAGCUUCGCAAGUCCAACACAGAUUAUGAGCAACAGAAUGCAAUACUGCAGAAGCAUAUUGAGAAUAUGAAAGCAGCAGUUGAAAAGUUGGAAGUUGAAACAAUGCAGCAGCGUAAUAACAAUUUAGCUCUGCAACAGCAUCUGGACCACAUGAGAGCUACACUUACUGCAAGCUUCCAGAAUAUUCCACUUCCAGGCAGUAAUGAAGUUCCAACACUGAACACAAUUGAUAAUUAUAUGACACGUCUGCAUUCACUGCUUCUUGAUUCCACCACUCGGGACCGGGAGGCACUUGUGGCUACAGUGCGUGAACUGGUGGGCCGUUUGGAAUUCCAUGGAUGACCCAUACAGCCCAGUGUUCGCAGGCGAAGGCCCAAUAAGUAACCUGCAUUUAUUUUGUGACACGUGAGAAUAAAUAUUAGAAGACAGUAUGAUAAAUGUGAGGUCUGUGAAAGAGCACAGUGUUAUUACUGAUUAGUAGACACUGAAGGAGAGAGUGAAUUUUGGUGUAGUUCAUGUACAACAUUUUAUUUCAAAUAACUUUGACAUUAGGUUGCUGAUACAUGUUAAUUUGAAGUUUUCUUACGGAUAUAUUUCUUAUUCUUCCACUGGGUGUGACCAUUAUGAACAAUAAAUUAGAUCCCUAUAUAAUUUUAUUUCAUAUAACUGGAUGUGUACCUGUUCUUUGUUCCUAACUGGUUAUCUGUAUGUAUGUAUUUUGACAAAACUGAUAUAUGAUGCACAAAUGUGAGUUGUCUGGAGACAUAUGAAGAUCAGCAAAUAAAGACAGUAAGUAGUUUGUACCAGAAAAUGAAA